This is a messenger RNA of Talaromyces amestolkiae, 1203 nucleotides long. RefSeq lists its product as uncharacterized. The record is from RefSeq and is a predicted model, not a curated record. The transcript is spliced from 2 exons. NCBI's taxonomy places the organism in Eukaryota, Fungi, Ascomycota, Eurotiomycetes, Eurotiales, Trichocomaceae. The coding region runs from base 1 to 1203 and encodes 400 amino acids. Gene Ontology annotation, molecular function: acyl-CoA dehydrogenase activity; flavin adenine dinucleotide binding.
AUGGAUUUGACCGGAUUUACUGAAGAGCAACUCACGGUCCGCGAAGCAGUGGCGCAAGUCUGCUCUCAAUUCCCGUCCUCUUACUGGCAGGAAUGCGAUCAGGAAGAGCGCGAUCCCAAGGACUUCCAUGCUGCGCUUGCCAAAGAUGGAUGGCUGGGGAUUGCCUUGCCUGAAGAACUUGGAGGGUCAGGACUAGGCAUAUCCGAAGCUACAAUGAUGAUGCAGACCAUCACCCAGUCCGGCGCAGGCAUGGCAGGCGCACAAGCAAUACACGCCAAUGUCUACGCAACACAACCACUAGCCAAAUUCGGUACAAAGGAGCAGGUCGACAAAGUAAUCCCCAACAUCAUCAAUGGCACCUGGCGCACGUGCUUUGGUGUGACGGAGCCGAAUACGGGGCUUGAUACGUUGAGGCUUAAGACAACGGCAACCAAGAACUCGGAUAAUACGUACCUUGUCUCGGGUCAGAAGAUUUGGAUUACGUGUGCGCAGGUUGCGUCUGUGAUGAUCCUGCUUGCGCGAACGACGCCGCUUGAAGAGACUCAGAAGCCGACGAAAGGAUUGUCGAUGUUUGCUAUCAGCCUCGACCGCAGCAAUCCAGGGCUAGAAUUGAAGAAGAUCAAGAAAAUGGGUGGCAGGGCCGUCGACGCUAACGAGGUCUUCUUCGAUAAUUACGAGAUACCUGCCGACACUCUCGUCGGCAAGGAAAACGACGGAUUCAAAGUCAUCCUUCACGGAAUGAAUGCCGAGCGGUGUCUGCUGGCUGGAGAAGCUCUAGGUCUCGGAUAUGCUGCACUCGAAAAGGCCUCGUUGUACGCGAAAGAACGACAGGUUUUUGGGCGGCCGAUUGGCAAGAAUCAAGCUAUCGCGCAUCCUCUAGCAGACGCAUACAUGAGGCUGGAAGCUGCUAAACUCGCUACGUAUCAUGCAGCACGGAUGUACGAUGCGUCCAAGACCGACAGCUCGGUAUCACUCCAAGCCGUGGGGACGGCUUGUAACAGUGCUAAAUACUUAGCUGCAGAGGCGGCUUAUACAGCGUGCGAACGGGCUGUUAUGACGCAUGGUGGUAUGGGUUAUGCGGUGGAAUAUGAUGUUGAGCGAUGGCUGAGGGAGUGUUUUGUGCCGCGUAUUGCGCCUGUCAGUCGUGAGAUGAUUCUGAACUUUAUUAGCGAGAAGGUGCUGCAUCUCCCCAGGAGUUAUUGA